Linderina pennispora is the source of this 1128-nucleotide messenger RNA. RefSeq lists its product as uncharacterized. NCBI's taxonomy places the organism in Eukaryota, Fungi, Kickxellomycota, Kickxellomycetes, Kickxellales, Kickxellaceae. The transcript is spliced from 2 exons. Bases 1 to 1128 code for a protein of 375 amino acids. Gene Ontology annotation, molecular function: protein binding. The record is from RefSeq and is a predicted model, not a curated record.
AUGCUUGUACCAUCCCUGCGGUUGUGCGUGGCAGCCCUCUGCCUCUUCGCGUCAUCCACUGCUGUGCCGGUGCCCGAUGACAGCGCCAAUGUGCUGGACAACCCGCUGAACUGGCAAUUCCAGGGAGCCUCGCUCUCGGUCGCCCGGUCGCGUAUUGCCGCGGCCUCAGCCGGCCACUACGCGCUGUUUGGCGGCGGAUACCUGCAGAACGAAACAUACACAGACAUUGUCGACAUCUACCACCGGACCACCAAUAAAUGGAGCACAGCGCACCUGUCAUCGACCCGGUCGUCAGUAUCGGCGGGAUCGGUCGGAGACCGCUAUCCCGUGACCACCGUCGACGUAUAUGACACAUCCAAUGACUCGUGGUCGACCCUGCAGCUGACAGUGCCGCGGGCAUCGCCCAAGAUCAUCAAUCUUGGCAGCCAGACGGCGAUUGUCGGCGGGCUGAGCGGCGACCUGCAGUACCUGAGCAGCGCGGUGGACUUUAUCGACCAUGAUCUGAAGAUCACUGCGGCGAAGCUGGAUGUCAACUACCCGCAGUACGGGUUCGCGGCCGGGGAUCGUUCGGGCACCGGGCUAUUUACCGGCGGAUACGAGAAUCAGAAGCCCGGCGAGCGCUUCAAUGACUUCCAGGCGUCGAACCAGACGAGCAUUUUGAAGGCCAGCGGGAAGCCGGAGAUUUCCCGCGGCCCGCUGUUCCCUGACCCGCGCUGGGGCGCCGGAAGCGCAGCUGCCAAUGGCGUGUUCGUGUUUGGCGGCGGACACAAGUUCACCGAGACAGAUACAGUCGUGUCGGAUCGCGUCGACGUGUUUAGCCUGAAGACCAACAGCUGGUGCAGCCCAGUGUCCCUGAGCACUGCACGCGACUACCCUGUCACCCAUGCGAUCGGCGAUUACAUUGUGUUUGUUGACGGUACUGUGCUGACCAAGGACUUUGAUGUGUUUGAUACCCGCACACUCAAGUUCGUCAAGAACGAUAAGCACAAGCCGGCGCUGUACACACACCGGACGGAUGCCGGAUCGACGGUCGUUGAUGACUGCCUGCUGAUUAUUGCUGGCGGUGACGUGUACCAGGGCCGCAAUGUGACUGGGUCUGUCGAACUGUUCAAUGCAUGCAAGCACUAG